This is a messenger RNA of Rhipicephalus microplus (southern cattle tick), 489 nucleotides long. RefSeq names its product Ecdysone-induced protein 78C (gene Eip78C). Gene Ontology annotation, biological process: regulation of DNA-templated transcription. Gene Ontology annotation, molecular function: sequence-specific DNA binding; zinc ion binding; nuclear receptor activity. Lineage: Eukaryota; Metazoa; Arthropoda; Arachnida; Ixodida; Ixodidae. The record is from RefSeq and is a predicted model, not a curated record.
AUGGACGCCUUCAAGCUGGAGGAGCACGGCGCGCUGCCCAGCUCCACCGACGAGUCCGCCAAGCUGAGCGAGCUGGGCUUCGGCGCGGCCGCCGAGUUCGGCUUCUUCGAGGUCAAAAAGGAAGGCUACGAAGAGAAGCAGGCCUGCUACUUCGAGCCGGGCGACUACAAGGAGUACACUCCGCUGCCGCCGUACCCGGCCGAGCCCCUCGCGAGCCCGGGCUCGCCGCUCGCCGCGCCCCCCGGAUCGCCGCCCGUCGCCCUGCUGUGCGCGCUGCCCGAGAGCUCGGGCAUCGCCAACCACGCCGGACUCAACAAGGCGUCCAUCAAACAAGAACAAAGCUUCGCGGCAGCCGACUCCAAUAGCAGCAGCCCAGCCAAGUCGUUCGUGGCGUGCAAGGUGUGCGGAGAUAAGGCGUCCGGUUACCACUACGGUGUCACCUCCUGUGAAGGCUGCAAGAUUCCUGACGUUACGGAAAAGCAGUUGUGA